AUGGCUUCUCUCAAUAGCACAAUCGUCCCUAUUACCGGCGCCAACCAGGGUCUAGGCUUUGCGGUCGCCAAAAAGCUAGCCACCGAUCACCCGGGAUACCAUGUGCUCAUGGGCUACCGCGAUGCUACUAAGGGCGAAGAGGCCAUUGCCAAGCUAAAAAGCCGAGGACUGACCGUCGAGGGAGUGAUGAUCGACGUGACCGACGACACCUCCAUGUAGAGGGCCGCCGAACAGGCUUCAGCCCAGUUCGGUCGGCUAGACGUCCUCAUCAACAACGCCGGAGUGAUCUCCGAGGGACGCUCACCCGAAGGCACCUCCCUCCGCCAUACCUGGCAGACUGGCUUCGACAUCAACAUCACGGCCCACGUCAUCACUCCAGAAGCCUUUGUGCCGCUCUUGGAGAAGGCCGCUCUGCCGCUAGUGGUCUUUGUGUCCUCAGCUCUAGGAUCAUGUCCUGGCCGGUUGGACCCCAACGACCAAUUUGCUGCCUUCCGAUUCCCCGCCUACCGCAGCACCAAGGUGGCGCUCAACAUGGGGCCUAAGGGGUGGAAAGUCAAUGCGAGCGACCCGGGAAAUUAUGCGACCAAUUUCAACGGCUUCCGUGGCUCGGGGUCCCCGUUGAGUGGUGCGCUGCAAACGGUUCGUCUCGCGAGCUUGGAUAAGGAUGGACCAACUGGUAUAUUUAGCAACACCGAUGGGCCGCUGGGGUGGCAGAAUCGCUGUGUAUCAAUCUAG
Molecule: messenger RNA, 735 nt
Organism: Aspergillus niger
Lineage: Eukaryota; Fungi; Ascomycota; Eurotiomycetes; Eurotiales; Aspergillaceae
Exons: 2
Cellular component (GO): intracellular anatomical structure
Molecular function (GO): oxidoreductase activity, acting on NAD(P)H, oxygen as acceptor
Source: RefSeq, a predicted model, not a curated record